This is a messenger RNA of Musca domestica (house fly), 6783 nucleotides long. RefSeq lists its product as uncharacterized. NCBI's taxonomy places the organism in Eukaryota, Metazoa, Arthropoda, Insecta, Diptera, Muscidae. Gene Ontology annotation, molecular function: heme binding; peroxidase activity. The transcript is spliced from 12 exons. Bases 1573 to 5754 code for a protein of 1393 amino acids. Gene Ontology annotation, biological process: response to oxidative stress. The record is from RefSeq and is a predicted model, not a curated record.
AAUAAUAACAAUAAUCGAUUGAAGAACGCUUUUUCUCGUCGUAGUUGUUGUUGUUAGUAUUUUUUUUUGUCUGCAUUUUGGAUAAUAUUCGAAAUCCAACCGCGAGCCCUCUUCACCAAUCCACCCCUCUGUUAACACAUUUUCUUUUUCAAUCGUUCAAUCGGCCGAUGGAUGGAUGAAUCGAUUGUCUGACCGCUUUGAAUAAAACAAAAAGUUUCGUAAGCAGUUGCCCCCUCCGGCGAAGAUUUUUUGGAACGUGUCCGUCUGCGUGUAUGUGGCGUGCCGCUUCUACAUAUACGGUUAGGUGCUACGAUUAGGUGGUGUAGAUGGAGAUAUCGCGUUACGUGUACGUCUGUUUCUUCGAAAACAAAAAAACCAACGACGAACGAAAACGAAAUUGAAAUCUAACAAAACUUGUUGAACAGAAAUACCAGGCACAGCGCAGCUGAGGCAGAGACAGAGGCAGCAGGAGUAGUCGCUCGCCGUCGCAGCCGUUGUUGGACAACAUCUUCGACGCUGACGCCUUUAACACCAUCACCAGCACCACCACAACCACCGCCAAGCAAACACUGGCCUGUUGCUGCCUUCAACGCCAGCGUUGAAUUGCUGCUCAUAUCAGACGCUCGCUUGUUGUGUUGUCAUCAACUUUGCACUUUUGCGCUCGCUUAACUUUCGUUAAGCUUACAGAUUGUUUUAGCGCUUGCUGCAGUAAGCACGCGUGCGCGGUAUAUUUCCUUAAACAAAAAUUAAGCCUUAACAAAGGAACAGUGGAGAAACGUUUUUUUUGUUAUUUUUUUGGUCUGACAGCAGCAGAAAGCCUUAACAUUUUUUUCCAUUUCAUUUCGAAGACAGCCAAUAACGCGUAACGAAAUCGAAUUCAAAUAACUCGCUGGCAGUGUUCGUUGAAACGUGUAGUUUUGUGAGUGUGCGUGCGUGUGUGUGCCUUGUGUCCUUGCGAAACAUUUUUUUUUCAAUUCUGGUCACCAAUUAUCCUGUCCAUGUAUAAGCAACAACAACAACGUUAUGCUAAACGGCAAAAGCAACAAAGAUAACAAAUUAUUAAUCGGUUAUUAUCUUUUUGGCAAAACGAAUUUCUUCUAUCUCUAACGAAAGAGAAGAAAUCGAAAUAGAAGAAGGAGAAGGAGAAAACAAAAAAGAAAUAACAAAAAGAAGAAAAACCAAAAAAAAAAUUUCCCAACCACUUUUCCUCAACUGCAACUCGCCACACUAACCAAAGUGUUUCAAACAGAAAAAAAGAAGAAAAAAAAAGAAAGAAAAAAAAAAUUACUCGAAAAUACAAACAAGUGUUUCCUGUUUUGAAAAAUUUAUUAUAGCAAAGUUUUAGUGCCAAAAUCAAAUAAAAAACCGUUUAUACAAAAACAAAACGACUACAUAUUAAACAAACAAACAAAAAAAAAACAUAUAAUUAUUCAAAUAACAAAAUCGACUAUUUGAAAAAGAAAACGAAACAAACCAGUCAAAUUUUCUAUUUUAUUAUUUAAUUUAUUCAACCACCACCCCCUCUCAACCCAGUCAUAUCCUUGCUAAGGAUUAAGAAUAUACAAAACGAAGAUGGAGAAACAGAGCUUUUUAAUUGGAUUAAUAUUAUGGUGCCUAUGUUCACCGGCCCAUCUGCUGCGCAUUCCCGAAGAUCUCGAAGAUAAUGCCUCGAAAGCUUUGCAAUUGGAGCGGGCGCGUUCGCUAGCCUCCUGCAAUGGUGAGGAGAGUGAGGGAGCCAAGGGUUUUGAUGUCUGCCCACCGAGCAAAUAUCGUCUACCCACCGGUGAAUGUAACAAUGUGUCGCAUCGCAAAUGGGGUGCUCGCGGUGAUAUUUUCAUGCGUCUCUUGUCGGCCGAUUAUGCCGAUGGUGUCAGUCGUCCACGCACCUCCCAUGGCAGACAUGCUUUGCCAGAUGCUGAAUUUGUUAUUGAUCAGCUGCAAAAACACAUCGAUGGUGAUUUAAGGCAUCCCCAUAUCACGGCCAUGUUACCAGCCUGGGGACAAUUGUUGGCCAAUGAUUUGUACGAGGUCGCCCAACUGCCCAUUGAUGGCAAAUGUUGUCGCAGCAGCCUGGAACGUAAUCCCCAUGAAAUUGAACAGUGUUAUGUGAGGUCUGGAGAAGAUUGCAAGGAAUAUAGACGCUCGGCUCCUGGCUAUGAUGCUGAGACGUGCAAUAAACAUCAACGUGAACAAAUGAAUGUUGCCUCCGCCUACAUUGAUGCUAGCGGCCUGUAUGGCUCGACCAUGAAGGAAUUCCAUGACAUCCGUACCUUCAUCAGCGGUGGUGUUAAGGUGGAAUCUUGCAAAUAUUGCCGUGUCCCCGGUGCCACUGGCGCCUUACAUCGUGCCUUGUUGCAGGAACACAAUAAAAUCGCCGAACAAUUGACUCACUUGAACACCGAUUGGUCUGAGGAAGAUGUCUUCUUGGAAGCUAGACGCAUUAUUAUUGCCCAAAUUCAACACAUUACCUAUAAUGAAUUUUUGCCUUUGGUUUUGGGUCAGGAGACAACAGCCAAGGAAGGUUUGAGACUUGCUGCUGAAAAACACUCCACCAACUAUUCCAGUACAAAUCGUGGUGGAAUUUUCAAUGAAUUCGCCACCAGCGCCAUGCCAGCUUUCCUCACCAUGUAUCCACCAGAGAUGCUUUCCCACACCAUGUCCGCUGCCCAACUACUGUCUGUACAGGCUUUGCAAAAAUCCCUUUUACCCUCUACCGUCAACGAAGAAGGUUGGAGUGAGUUGGCCUUGGCCUUACAUCGUGCCCGUGAUCAUGGCAUACCAGCCUAUGUUCAUGCCUUGGAUUUGUGUGAGAAACGUUUCGAUGAUAAUGCCAAUAUUACUUUUGAUAAUUUGGCCAAAUACUCGACCAUUCCCGAAGAAUAUAUUACCAAUUUGAGGGAUAUCUAUCAAAGUGCCAAUGAUAUUGACCUAUUGACUGGUGCUCUAUUGGAAGAUCCUGCCGUUGGGGCAUUGUUCGGUCCAACCAUUACCUGUCUGUUGACAUUGCAAUUUGAACAUUUGAAAAAGACCGAUCGUUUCUGGUAUGAAAAUGAUAUACCACCAUCGUCGUUUACUUUGGAGCAGCUGAAGGCCAUACGUCAAACCACAUUGUCCGGUUUGUUGUGUGCCUCGAACCAGGUGGCCGAGGCUCAGUCGAAGGCCUUUAUUGUCCAGGAUAAUUUCUUGAAUACUCUCUUGGGCUGUGACCAAAUUGCCAAAUUCGACUUGCGCCCCUGGCAAUCGAAUACCGAUGAAAUCGAAGCCAUUGAACAUGUCGAGGUUGAGCCUGAGGUAAAGGAAGUCAUUAGUGAAUUGAGUCCUGAUCUCUUGGAGGCCGCUGUGGAGAGGGCAAAAAUUGAGCUGGAAGAACGUAAACGUUUUGAAUACGAAUCCUGGUUGGCACAGGGUGGCAUCAGUGCCAAGAGUCCUGAUGGUGUGGCUGCCUCUUUCAGCAAGGCCAAUCGCCAAGCCCUACUGCUGGCCAACUCUUCCUUGAUCUAUGAAUUGGCUUCCAAUGAAAUUGUCAACACCCUGAACUCCAUUAAUCGCCGCAAACGUCAAAUCUUCGAUUCCAGUCUGAGCAAUUUCAAUCGCAACGACUUGACUGAAACAUUGUCCACCAUUGACAUCACCAGCUUCUUGCCCACAACUCAUCAGGCCACCAAGGAAUGUGAUGAUCCUGCCGUGUCCUGUGAUACUACGACACCUUUCCGUACCAUGACCGGUUAUUGUAACAAUUUACGUAAUCCCAGCUGGGGUAAGGCCUUGACAACCUUCUCACGUCUCCUGCCGGCCCAGUAUGAUGAUGGUGUCUCGAAACCAAGAUUGUUGGCUGUCACCGGUGCCCCCUUGCCCAAUCCCCGUACCGUGUCAACUGUCAUUCAUCCUGAUAUUUCCAAUUUGCAUACCCGCUACUCGCUCAUGACUAUGCAGUUUGCCCAGUUCAUUGAUCACGAUUUGACCAUGACACCCAUUCACAAGGGUUUCCACGAAUCCAUUCCCAGUUGUCGUCGCUGCAAUUCUCCCCAGACUGUGCAUCCUGAGUGUAAUCCCUUCCCAGUGCCACCCGGUGAUUAUUAUUACCCUGAAGUGAAUGUGACAAGUGGUGAACGUUUGUGCUUCCCCUCGAUGAGAUCUCUGCCUGGUCAAUUGACCCUGGGUCCUCGUGAUCAGAUCAAUCAAAAUACCCACUUCUUGGAUGCUUCCAUGAUCUAUGGUGAAAAUCCCUGUGUGGCCAAUCGUCUGCGUGGCUUCUCUGGCCGUUUGAACUCCACCAUCCAUCCCAUACGUGGCAAGGAAUUGUUGCCUCAAACCAACUCCCAUCCUGAGUGUAAAUCACGCAAUCGCCUGUGCUUUGAUGGUGGUGAUGAUCGUGCCUCCGAACAGCCAGGUUUGACUGCCAUCCACACCAUAUUCUUGCGUGAACAUAAUCGCAUUGUUGAGGGUCUGCGCGGCGUCAAUCCCCAUUGGAAUGGUGAUCAGUUGUUCCAACAUGCCCGUCGUAUUGUCAGUGCCCAGGUCCAACACAUUACGUUCAACGAGUUCUUGCCACGUAUUUUGAGUUGGAAUGCUGUAAAUUUGUAUGGCUUGAAGUUGUUGCCCCAAGGCUACUACAAGGACUAUAAUCCCUCAUGCUCUCCGAUUAUUUUCAAUGAAUUUGCUGCUGCCGCUUUCCGUAUUGGUCAUUCGCUGCUGAGACCUCACAUUCCUCGUUUGAGUCCCCAACAUCAGCCCGUUGAUCCUCCAAUUCUGUUGCGUGAUGGUUUCUUCAAAAUGGAUGCCAUGUUGCAGCCCGGUAUUAUUGAUGAAAUUGUUCGUGGUCUGGUUGCAACUCCCAUGGAAACCUUGGAUCAAUUUAUCACUGGCGAGGUAACCAACCAUUUGUUCGAAGAUCGCAAGAUUCCCUUCUCUGGUGUGGAUUUGAUUGCCCUAAAUAUUCAAAGAGGUCGCGAUCAUGGUCUGCCAUCGUACAACAACUAUCGUGCCUUGUGUAAUCUGAAACGUGCCACCACCUGGAAUGAUUUGAGCCGUGAAAUUCCCUCUGAAGUUAUUGCCCGUUUCAAGAAAAUCUACCCCACCGUGGAUGAUAUUGAUCUAUUCCCUGGUGCCAUGACAGAGAGACCGUUGCAAGGUGGCUUGGUUGGCCCUACGUUGGCCUGUAUCAUUGGUAUUCAAUUUAGACAGUUGAGAAAGUGUGAUCGUUUCUGGUACGAAAAUCAAAAUCCCGAAGUGAAAUUUACCGAAGCCCAAUUGGCUGAAAUCCGCAAGACAACAUUGGCCAAGAUUUCGUGUGAGAAUUUGGAAAUUGCCGGUGAUAUGCAACGUGCUGCCUUCGAUUUGCCCAGUAAUUUCUUAAAUCCACGUGUCCCCUGCCAUUCGAUGCCACAAAUCGAUUUGAGUGCCUGGCGUGAAAAUGUCCAAGGCUGUCAAAUUGGAAAUCGUCAUGUAAGAGUUGGUGAAUCGGCCUUCCCUUCGCCAUGUACCAGCUGUGUUUGCUCCACCGAAGGAGCCCAAUGUGCAUCGUUGCGCAUCACAGACUGUGGCCAGCUGAUUCGUCAAUGGCCCAAGGAAGCCAUUCUGCGCGAUGAAGUGUGCAAUUCACAGUGUGGCAUCUAUUUGACGGGACAAAAUGGUGGCAAUUUCAAUGCCCAGGCAAGGCAGGGUGCCUCAGUGCCGCCCUCACGUGUGCAACGUUCCAGACCACAAAACCUCUUCAAGUUCCCCGAUUUGACACCAUUCAUAGCAUCAUUGUAAAUUAAGGAACACAUUAUUUUUAUAUAAAUAUCCAAAAAAUAUACAUAAAUGUAAUUUUAAAAAAUACUAUUCCUUUACAAAAACAGCAACAACAACAAAGUCUUAAACGAGAAACAACAAAAUCCAAUAAGUCCGCCAUUAGUUUGAAUAAAGAGCGCAGCGAAGAAGUUUAUCUAGUUUUCGAGCCGAAACAAAAUUUAGAGGCUUUAAAACGUCGUUCUUAACCAAUAUAUAUUUUUUUCCUUAGAAAACUAAAUAAUAUUUUAUUUUUUGUUUAUCUACUACGAACGAUAAAUAUUUUUAACUAAUGUAAAUAAUUUAAUAAAAAAAAAACAAAAUAAAUAAUAUUGUUAGAAAAAAUAUGUAUGUAAAUAAUGUUUCUGCCAAAAAAACAAAAAAAAACUAAAUAAAAUAUUUGGCACAAACAAAAAACGGAAAUGACUUUAGGAAUCUUGAAAAUUAUUUCCCAUAAUUAAAAAAAAAUUAAAUAAAAAACUUUUUUUAACUAAUUGUUAUAAAACUUUAAAGACUUAUUUUGUAUGAAUGCACUUUUUGAUACCCAAUUCUCUUAUAAAAAAAUCCCAAUAUUCUAAAGUUAAAGUUAUUAAAUGUUAUGUUUUUUUUUUAAUUUCCAAUUGCCUUACAUAAAGUUCGGAAUUUUACUGGUUUUUUAAUAAUUUUGUUUUCAACUCUUUCCAUAGUUUUAAUGACUUCAUGUAAAAAAAAUGUCUUUUAUUCAUUUUUCCUAUAAAAACUGCCCACAAUUUUUCCUAAAAAUUUAAAUUUUUUAUUAUUUUUUAGUUUUGUUUUUACUUAUAUAAAGAAAAAAAAAACCUAUAUAACGUUAAUAGAAAUCGCCUUUUUCUUAUUAAACGAAAAUAAUAUUGUUCCAUUAGAUUUCUAUUGCAUUUCUAUUGCUUAUUUAUUAAAAUAAAUUAUAAACGAAGUUGAUGAUGAUGAAGAUGAGUUAAACCUUUAUAUAUAUGUUAUGUCAAUGUCAUUUAAGCGAACUUAAUAUAUAAAAAAUAU